Messenger RNA from Colletotrichum acutatum, 951 nucleotides. RefSeq lists its product as uncharacterized. The coding region runs from base 1 to 951 and encodes 316 amino acids. NCBI's taxonomy places the organism in Eukaryota, Fungi, Ascomycota, Sordariomycetes, Glomerellales, Glomerellaceae. The transcript has a single exon. The record is from RefSeq and is a predicted model, not a curated record.
AUGACGAACUCCAAAGUCGACAAGCAGGCUUACGCCGCCGGCGCCAUGUUAGCAGCCGCCAACGCUCAGCGAGAGGCUCACGCCAAACGGUCCGUCGCCAACAGAACCCCAGCCGAGGCCCUCCGCGCCCACAUCGAGAGCAACACCGUGCCCACCGACAUGGACGUCAUCGAAGCCUUCCGCUUCGACUGCGUCUUCACAAGAGCCGACAAGCGCAACCUCCUCGUCCUCUACAGCCACCUCGUCCUCGACCACGGCGUCUCCACCUCCGCCAUCCAGGGCUGGAUCGCCGAGGGUAAAGAGACCGUCACCGCCCGCAUCGAGGAGCUCUUCCAACCGCAUCGCGACAAGAUACCUACCGUCCGCUCAACCAUGGCGGAGAAGUGGUACCGCAAGAACCCCUACGUUUUUGACCACGUCGGCGGCAGCCCCACCGCGGAGGAUAGAGAGAAAGAUACGGUCCUCCAGGCGAUUCUCUGUGGCGCCACGCCCGGAGAGAGGAUGGCCGGCGGCGUCGGUGCCACCCGCGAGGUCGAGGCGCAGAUGCGCCUCGUGGAGGCGGAUAUCAUGGCGCGCGCAGACAAGGGAGAGCAUAUUGCCUACCUCAUCAGCAUGUCGCAGAUGGCCAACGAGGCGGUCGUAUUCACCCCUUGCAACAGACCUCAUAGCGACAAGCUGCCGCUGGAGAUUAAAAUUGUGGAAUUGACUCCUGAUGGCAUGUGUACUGGCGUGGUCCACGUGGCUGCGUCUCUUGACGAGGCUAAGGAGUAUGUUACAAAUGCGUACUAUGAGGCGGAGAGAGUGAAGUGGGAGGGAAAGCAAGCUGUCGAUGGUAAGGGUAAGGGUAAGGCUUGUGAUGGAGAGAAGGCGCAGGCUAAGGCUAAGACCAAGGGUGGGCUUGGAUGUAUUGAGGGCAUGGUGUCUUCGCUAAAGGUCGAUGAUGUUGAUUGA